This is a messenger RNA of Orcinus orca (killer whale), 1558 nucleotides long. It is a transcript of the gene ARPC4, whose product is annotated as actin related protein 2/3 complex subunit 4. The record is from RefSeq and is a predicted model, not a curated record. Gene Ontology annotation, biological process: Arp2/3 complex-mediated actin nucleation; actin filament polymerization. NCBI's taxonomy places the organism in Eukaryota, Metazoa, Chordata, Mammalia, Artiodactyla, Delphinidae. The coding region runs from base 149 to 655 and encodes 168 amino acids. Gene Ontology annotation, molecular function: actin filament binding. The transcript is spliced from 6 exons. Gene Ontology annotation, cellular component: Arp2/3 protein complex; actin cytoskeleton.
UCUUAGCCUCCUCCUCCCCCGCUCGGAGCGUUGAUGGUACAGUCCAGACGUCCGGGCGGAUACUGCGGCUGCGCUUCUCGCGAAAGAGAAGGCGGCGCGGGACUGGCCACUUCCGCACUUCCGCUUUCCGGCCCAGCCAGCGCCCGCGAUGACUGCCACUCUCCGUCCCUACCUGAGUGCCGUGCGGGCCACACUGCAGGCUGCCCUCUGCCUGGAGAAUUUCUCCUCCCAGGUGGUAGAACGACACAACAAGCCCGAAGUGGAAGUCAGGAGUAGCAAAGAGCUCCUGCUACAGCCUGUGACCAUCAGCAGGAAUGAGAAGGAAAAGGUUCUGAUUGAAGGCUCCAUCAACUCUGUCCGGGUCAGCAUUGCUGUGAAACAGGCUGAUGAGAUCGAGAAGAUUUUAUGUCACAAGUUCAUGCGCUUCAUGAUGAUGAGAGCAGAGAACUUCUUUAUCCUCCGAAGGAAACCAGUGGAGGGGUAUGACAUCAGUUUUCUGAUCACCAACUUCCACACAGAGCAGAUGUAUAAACACAAGUUGGUGGACUUUGUGAUCCACUUCAUGGAAGAAAUCGACAAGGAGAUCAGUGAGAUGAAGCUGUCGGUCAAUGCCCGUGCGCGCAUUGUGGCCGAGGAGUUCCUCAAGAAUUUCUAAAGCAUCUGGCUGGAUCUCGUGGCCUUCCCCCUCAGACUCCCCCGUGUCUCUGCGAAGGCGUCCUGGAGUUACUCCCCAGAGCAGCGGUGGCGACGGCGGCAGCAGCAGCGGAGGGGAGCUGGGUGUCGGGGUGGGCAUUAGAUGUGGGGGGGGGGUGUGCUUGCUAGCUGGGCAGCAAAGCAGCAGUGGACCUGCCCCAAGGCCACAUGUGCCUGGUCAGGCUGGCUUCUGAUGUUCAGUCCCCUGGGCCGGGACAGAUUUUUUUUUAACGUCUUGAAACUUAAAACUCUGUGCUUGUAGGAGACUGUAACCUUUUUGUCUUUUUUUUUUUUUUUUUUUUUUAAACAAACAACCUCCACCUCCAGUGGCUGUGACUGGUCCCAGUGAUUGUACCUUACUGGUCGCUGUGGGUCUGGGCGGGCCUGGAGCCAGAAGGCGACUGCUGUUCCUCCCUGGAGCCACCACAGGUGGGGAGGGAGGGAGGUUUCAGACUCCAGUUCCUCUCCCUCGUUCUCUUAUUUCCUUGAGCCAAUAGAAGCGGUGGAGACCCUCUGCCAGCUUCCUGAGCUCUGCCUGAAGAUGGCCACCCAGCACUGGUUGGGGACAAGGGCUGAACUGGUGGCCACCAGCCACACCUAGGAGCUGGGGCCUGAAAGCUAGGCAACCUCUGGCCGCAGGGGCCUCUUCGUGCCCUCCCAGCUGAGAGGGGCCGCUGUUUCGCCUUGUCUGUCAGUGCAGUGCCUGUGCUAGAGGUGGAGAGGUGAGUCCUCCAGAGCUUCCCGGCUGGGGCCUCCUGCCUGCUCUGGCUCCUCUGCUCCCACGCUCGCUGUACCUUUUCUUAUUCUGGUGGAUCCUUCCUCCCCUAAUUAAAGUCUCUUUUUGCCCCUCUGGGGGUGCAUGAGG